Messenger RNA from Hibiscus syriacus, 597 nucleotides. RefSeq lists its product as uncharacterized. The transcript has 7 exons. The record is from RefSeq and is a predicted model, not a curated record. Bases 1 to 597 code for a protein of 198 amino acids. NCBI's taxonomy places the organism in Eukaryota, Viridiplantae, Streptophyta, Magnoliopsida, Malvales, Malvaceae.
AUGGGAAAUGAAUCUCGGAGAUUGCUUCUUCUCGUAAUUUUUCUCUUGGCGAUUCAACUCCGAGUUAACCCAGUUGUCGGGAUCUGCGAACACAGCUUCAUUGACCGCAACAAGCUCUACAACUUCACCUUGGCUUCUCCACUGCCUAGUUUCCCAUGGCGUCCUCAGCGAAGACGGGUGGCUGUGAAUGAGACUGCUUUGGUUUCAGGUUUUCUUUUGAAGCAUGAACUUCUUAUGCGGAUUCUGAUGUGGUUAAUUACUACUCAACUUUGCGGUGGAAUGAUUUUUAGCCACGAUCCACCUGGAUGUGCUGAGUGCUCGGAUUGUGGAGACCCAUCACGCAGUGGAAUGGAAUGUAGUGCAUUAGUGGCUAAAAGUUCUGGAGGUUAUCACGUAUGCACUAAGCCACUACUAUUGGACAAGUUUCAAGUACAGAUGUUAGAAUCCUUGUUUGGUGAUAGUGUCUGUUAUACUACGUUAUACAUGACAGACGAGCUGAAUCCUUUCAAAGGUGUCAUUGUUAGAAUGUCAAGCAGUGGAAAAGGGCACAAUUGUUCACUGUCUCAAUCCUUUGCGAUUCAACUGGAGCUCAAGUAA